Tripterygium wilfordii is the source of this 1083-nucleotide messenger RNA. Its product is annotated as cilia- and flagella-associated protein 251-like. The coding region runs from base 1 to 1083 and encodes 360 amino acids. The transcript has a single exon. NCBI's taxonomy places the organism in Eukaryota, Viridiplantae, Streptophyta, Magnoliopsida, Celastrales, Celastraceae. The record is from RefSeq and is a predicted model, not a curated record.
AUGGAGUCUGUCGGCGGACGUUUUCACUGUGAGUGGGAGCGAGGUGCUCUCAUCGGCAAAGGUGCUUUCGGCUCUGCUUUCUUCGCUCAUCCCAAGCCUUCAUCGUCAUCGUCUCGCCUUCUUCCUCCUGUGUUCGUCAAAUCUGCUGAGAUUUUGUCUUCUGCGACACUAGAGAACGAUCAUGAAGACAAGAAGGAAGAGAAGCAUGUUGAUGAGGAUGGCUUUGACAGGACUGAGGAAGAAGAAGAAAAGGUUGAGAAUGGUUGUGAAGAAGAACUGGAUGGCGAGAAUCAAAAAGUGGCCGAGAUUGGCUGCCGAGUAGAAGAAGUCCCUGAGGAAUUAGAAGAGGCUGAGAAUGGCUGUGAAGAAGAAGAAGAAGAAGAGGAUCCUGAGGAAGAAGAGCUCUUUGAUAGUGAGGAAGAAGAAGAAGAGAUUGAGAAUGGCUGUGAAGAAGAGCCUGAGAAUGGCAGAUUCUUUGACUUUAGGGCUGAAUGUUCAGAUUCCCUAUUUGGUAGUGAGGAAGAAGAAGAGAUUGAGAAUGGCUGUGAAGAAGAACUAGAUAGCGAGAAUCAAAAAGUGCACAAGAUUGGCUGCGAAAUAGAAGAAGAUCCUGAGGAAUUAGAAGAGGCUGAGAAUGGCUAUGAAGAAGAAGAAGAAGAAGAAGAAGAAGAAGAGAAUCCUGAGGAAGAAGAGUUCUUUGGUAGUGAGGAAGAGGAGGAAGAAGAAGAAAUUGAGAAAGGCUGUGAAGAACCUGAGGAAGAAGAGCAUGAGAAUGGAAGAUUCUUCGACUUUCGGGCUGAAUGUUCAUAUUCCCUAUUUGGUAGUGAGGAAGAAGAAGAGAUUGAGAAUGGUUGUGAAGAAGAACUGCAUAACGAGAAUCAAAAAGUGGCGGAGAAUGGCUGCGAAGUAGAAGAAGAAGAUCCUGAGGAAGAAGUCGGUUCAUCUUAUAUGUUUGAGGAUGAUUGGAGUUUUAUUCCCAAGGAGGAAUCAAUGUUGGUGCCACGUUCAUUGUCCAAGAAUGACAUGACACUUCCUGCCAGCAAGAGAAGAAAGAUUUUGUCACUUGAAUCCUAUUACUGGUGA